GCCACAUGCGUACCACUAAUAAAUUUGAUGUUUGUAGAAGUUGCAAAUUAUUUACAUUUUUCAAAAUAAACGCUAGAAAAAUACUUCUCUACAUAUUUUUUUCAUAUAGAAUAAAUAAAUGAACUAUUGUAAAUACAAACUUCAACUUAUUGUAUUAAUAAAAAUUUAGUUAUAAAAAUAAAGCGCAUGUCAUGUUAUAUCAAGAACGUGGCGUUUGUUAGAGCUAGUUUCCACACAAUCAGAGAUUAGAAUCGUGUAGUGAACAGUGUUAGGAACUAUAAGGGUUUUAGGACUUUUAAUAUAUAAUUUUGUUGUUAGAAAAUGAUUACUAUGUAUAAUUCAAUUAGUUGUACUUGAGAAAAAAAAAUUUAACUAUAACUCUCAAAUAAUAUUACUUGCAAAAUUGUGACAGUGCAAAAUCAAAAAUUUUGAGGUUAUAAUUUACUUUGUACUUACACGUUUUUUUUUAAUAGUAAACGAAGUGACACUCGGGCGCUAUGGAAGACGGCCACACCAAAACGGUUGAAGAAGUGUUAAGGUACUUCGAUACUGAUGUUGAUCGUGGUCUUUCUCUCGACCAAGUUAAGAAAAAUCAAGAAAAAUAUGGACCUAAUGAACUUCCUGCGGAAGAAGGCAAAUCCAUAUGGCAAUUAGUUCUAGAACAAUUCGAUGAUCUACUAGUCAAGAUUUUAUUAUUAGCUGCUAUAAUUUCUUUUGUAUUAGCUUUAUUUGAAGAACAUGAUGGCGCUUUCACUGCAUUCGUAGAACCCUUUGUAAUUCUAUUAAUUCUUAUAGCAAACGCAGUAGUAGGUGUUUGGCAGGAACGAAAUGCGGAAUCGGCCAUCGAAGCACUCAAAGAAUACGAACCGGAAAUGGGUAAAGUUGUUCGACAAGACAAAUCCGGUAUCCAGAAAAUCAGGGCAAGAGAAAUAGUACCCGGUGACGUAGUAGAAAUUUCUGUAGGAGAUAAAAUUCCCGCCGAUAUCCGUAUCAUCAAAAUCUACUCUACUACACUCCGUAUCGAUCAGUCUAUAUUGACCGGAGAAUCGGUAUCAGUAAUUAAACACACCGAUCCGAUACCAGAUCCUAGGGCAGUAAAUCAAGACAAGAAAAACAUCCUGUUUUCCGGUACUAACGUAGCCGCCGGUAAAGCUCGAGGCGUCGUCAUCGGAACCGGUCUCAAUACCGCCAUCGGUAAAAUCAGAACGGAAAUGUCGGAAACCGAAGAAAUCAAAACUCCCCUACAACAAAAAUUGGACGAAUUCGGCGAGCAAUUAUCUAAAGUAAUCUCGGUUAUAUGCGUCGCCGUAUGGGCCAUUAACAUCGGUCAUUUCAACGAUCCAGCUCACGGGGGCUCAUGGAUUAAAGGCGCCGUCUAUUAUUUCAAAAUAGCCGUAGCUUUAGCCGUAGCCGCUAUACCCGAAGGUCUUCCUGCCGUAAUCACGACUUGUCUCGCUUUGGGUACCCGUCGUAUGGCGAAGAAAAACGCCAUCGUUAGAUCAUUACCUUCCGUAGAAACUCUAGGUUGUACUUCGGUUAUUUGUUCCGAUAAAACUGGUACUCUUACUACUAAUCAAAUGUCCGUAGCUAGGAUGUUUAUAUUCGAAAAAGUCGAAGGUAACGACAGCAGUUUCCACGAGUUCGAAAUCACCGGUUCAACUUACGAACCUAUUGGAGAAAUAUUCCUCAAAGGACAGAAAGUUAAAUGUUCGGAAUUCGAAGCCCUCCAAGAAAUUGGUACCAUUUGUAUAAUGUGUAACGAUUCCGCUAUCGAUUUCAACGAAUUUAAACAGGCCUUCGAAAAAGUGGGCGAAGCCACCGAAACCGCUCUCAUAGUAUUAGCGGAAAAGAUGAAUCCUUUCAAUGUCGUCAAAACCGGUGAUAGAAGACAAGUUGCCAUAUGCGUCAGACAAGAUAUCGAAACUAAAUGGAGGAAAGAAUUUACUUUGGAAUUUUCCCGCGAUCGUAAAUCCAUGUCUUCUUAUUGCACACCACUUAAACCGUCUCGCUUGGGAACUGGACCUAAACUAUUCGUUAAAGGAGCACCCGAAGGUGUAUUAGAAAGGUGUACGCACGCUAGAGUCGGUACUCAAAAAGUACCUCUAACCAGCGCUCUCAAAAAGAAAAUUGUGGAUCUUACUGCUCAAUACGGUUGUGGACGUGAUACUCUGCGUUGUCUCGCGUUGGCUACCGCUGAUAACCCGAUGAAACCGGAAGAAAUGGACUUGGGUGAUUCCUCGAAAUUCUAUACCUAUGAAGUGAACCUCACUUUCAUCGGUGUCGUCGGUAUGUUGGAUCCCCCGCGUAAGGAAGUAUUCGAUUCCAUCGUUCAAUGUCGCGCCGCUGGUAUCAGAGUUAUUGUCAUCACUGGAGAUAAUAAAGCCACUGCAGAAGCUAUCUGUAGACGUAUCGGGGUUUUCGGUGAAGAUGAAGAUACCACCGGGAAAUCGUAUUCCGGUCGUGAAUUCGAUGAUUUGCCAACGUCGGAACAAAAAGCCGCUUGCGCUAGAGCCAGGUUAUUUUCGAGAGUGGAACCCGCUCACAAAUCCAAAAUCGUGGAAUAUUUACAAAGCAUGAACGAAAUAUCUGCCAUGACUGGUGAUGGUGUAAACGACGCUCCGGCUUUAAAGAAAGCCGAAAUCGGUAUCGCCAUGGGUUCCGGAACCGCCGUAGCUAAAUCUGCGUCUGAAAUGGUAUUGGCCGAUGAUAAUUUCUCGUCUAUUGUCGCAGCAGUUGAAGAAGGACGCGCUAUUUACAAUAACAUGAAACAGUUCAUCCGUUAUCUGAUUUCGUCUAACAUCGGUGAAGUGGUGUCAAUUUUCUUAACAGCUGCUCUUGGUCUUCCGGAAGCUCUCAUUCCGGUACAACUUUUGUGGGUGAACUUGGUAACUGACGGUCUUCCAGCAACUGCUCUCGGUUUCAAUCCACCGGAUUUAGAUAUUAUGAAGAAACCUCCGCGUAAAGCCGACGAAUCUUUGAUAUCUGGUUGGUUGUUCUUCAGAUAUAUGGCUAUUGGAGGUUACGUAGGUGCUGCCACCGUUGGAGCUGCUGCAUGGUGGUUUAUGUACAGUCCUGAAGGACCUCAAAUGAACUACUACCAAUUGACUCAUCAUUUGCAAUGUAGCGGAGGCGGUCCCGAAUUCAAAGGUGUGAAUUGUAAAGUUUUCAACGAUCCCCAUCCAAUGACCAUGGCUCUAUCUGUCUUGGUAACAAUUGAAAUGUUGAACGCCAUGAACAGCUUAUCGGAAAAUCAAUCUUUGAUCGCCAUGCCCCCAUGGUGCAACUGGUGGUUGAUCGGCUCAAUGGCUCUCUCGUUUACACUUCAUUUUGUUAUUAUCUACGUUGACGUUCUCUCCGCCGUAUUCCAGGUGUGUCCAUUGACAAUAGAAGAAUGGAUGACAGUGAUGAAAUUUUCAAUUCCAGUAGUAUUACUCGACGAAACAUUGAAAUUCGUCGCCAGAAAAAUUGCAGACGGUGAGAACUGCAUAUACACUGUGCAUUGGAUGGUACUAAUGUGGGCUGUGUUCUUUGGCUUUUUGCGUGUGUGCCCUAUUUAAAAAAUAAAACCAGCGGCGUGUGUUUCACGAACUAUACCGCCUCUUCUAGACGAGGAUAGAGCCUUAGUGUGUGUAAACGGGUGUAAAAAUAUUUAUUUGAUGACAAACUUUAUACAAAAUGAAUUAAUUUAUUUGAAAUAAUAUAAUUGGUGAUUUUGAAAACCUAAAAACCCCUCUCAUUUAAAAUUUUACAAUUUUCCCUAAUCAACUUCGAGUCCUUCUAGUUGAUAUUAACUUUUAUUCGUAGAUGUUUCAAUUUAAAUUUCGUUUUUUUUUUUAAUUUUUAUAAUGAAACGGUGUUUUAUCACCCGCAUUACUCCGCUAAAAUGCAAUUCUAACAAAAGCUCAGCUUCCUUGUAUGAGAAGCAACCACCACCGAAUAAAAAUAUCAAGAUGUAUAUAUAUCUUGAUAUUUUUUUUUCGAAAAACUGAAGAAGUCGACAAAUGAAGAAACAAGGCAAGUCGUGUGACCUAUAGGGUUUGUUGUGAUCUUUAGGACUUUAGUGGAAAAAGAAGUGUGUCUAAUGUUGCCCGCGCAUUAAAUUGACUACCAACAAAAACAAUUAACGUGUAAAUGAAAUGGAUAUGUAACUGUUUGACGAGUUUCUCGAAAGUCCUAGGAUGGAACCGUGAGAUUCAAAAUAAGAAUAAAAAAUUUGGAAAUUGUAUAUGGAAAUUGAAUUCAUCAGUAGUCAUAUUUAUAAGUACAUUAUAUUUGUUUCAAAUCCCAAAAAGAAUAAUCGAAUUUAUAGAAUCAUACAUACUAGACUUGAUUUUGGCACUCAACGUGUUGAUAUGUCGUUGGUUCCAUAAAAUCCUACCUACUAGAACUACUUUUGGCAGUAAACAUCUUGAUAUAUUGUUGGUUUCAUAAAAUCCUACAUACUAGACCUACAUUUGGCAAUCAGCGUGUUAAUAUAUAUAGUUGAUGUGUUGGUUUUGAGGACAUUUCCCUUUUUUUUAUCAAACCUCACCUCAAUAGAGGUAAAAACUCUCGGGCUUAUGGCCCUCUGGUGAAAUUUUUUUUGUAAACUUCACAAAAAACCAUUGGGGAUGAUAAUCGUCACGUACUGGACCCAACCAGAUUUGAUACACGCGAACAUUGAAGGAUGUGUAUCGAUUUUAAUACUCUCAUUUCAUUUUCUAUUUUAAACUUCAAUAGGGGCUACAAUUUAGCGAUUUUGAUGUUUAUCACCUCCCAGGGUAUGUUUUUGUUAUAAAAACCUCAAAAAAGAAAAAAUUUAAUGGCUUAAAAAUUCGAACCAGUUUUAAUACACGUGACAGUCAACGUGGUGUUGUAUCAUUGGUUUUGGUGACUUGUUUCAGUUUUCAAAUAGGGUGAACCUCGAAGGGGGUGGUAAUUUAACGUCUAGGGUCUUUAUUAUCUCCAAAUGUAUGAUUUUGUGUUAAAAACUCAAAAAAAAAGAAUAAUCAAUGGUAUAAAAAUGCGGAUAUAUUGAUGGCUACUUAAAAUACUUACUGGACCUCAGCUUACCUAAGUGUGGGAGCCAACUGGUCAAUCAUUCUUAAAAUAUUGUGAACCUCGACAGGGGCUGCGAUUUUAACAUAUUGGCGUUUAUCACUUCCCAAAUCCCCCAAAAAACUGAAUGGUGCAAAAUAUGGAGGUAUCGGUGGCUAAUUACCAAAUAUAUCCCAAGAUUUAUCAAAUUUUGGGGUUUAUUUUACCCAGUAUACGAUUGUUUAAGAACAACAAACAUCGAGUGGUGCAAAAUAUGGAGAACAUGGUAGCUAUUUAUCCAGGGUGUCGUACGAUAGAUGUGUAUCACUUGGCACUCAACGUGUUAAGGAUAUUGUAGAUGUUACUUUUCACAUUACCUUUGAAUUGAAAACAUUUGGUGUAGUAAAUUAUUUUAAAAUGCAAUUUCAACUGUCAAAUUUUUUAUUCAUUUGUUUGUUGUUUCAUCUUUGGACUUUUGGGAAACCCUUCGUGUAACGUAGACAUCUUAAAUAUUUGGAUUAAUUUUUAUAUACCUUAAAUAUUGUUUGCUUGAAGAGUAUUCUCUAUAUUUUCUAUUCUAUAUAUUUUGUUGUAAUUAUCGCCUUUUUCUUGUGAAUACUUUGGAUAUCAUAAGCGUUGCCUUACUACCACUACACCAACAUUUGAAAUUGAACCCUGUGGUCCCUCGAGCCAGAAAUGGAUCCAAAUUACACUAUUUGGUCCUUCGACUUGGAAAUACAAACCAAAUAGUGUAAUUGUGUCGAUGCAGUGAUUGUUUUGAAGCUCAUUCUUCAGAUUCAAACUUUUUUCCAAAUAAAUAUCUGAACUUCAGUGUAACCUUCAUUAUAACUUCAGAACAGGGGUUGACAAACGUACCCUCUUCAUGUUUUGAUGUUCAUUCAGUUGAUUCAUUUCUUGUGAUAACUGUCCAGGAACUGUUGGUAAUAUUAACUAGCAUUGUCUGGUCUUUAGAGCUGAAAAUGAAUUUAAAUUAACUUCUCUGGUCCUUAGAGACGGAAAUAUAGCCUCGAAAGACCAAAUAGUAUAGUUGUGUCGAUGUAGUGCUGUUUUUGCAGCUCAUUUUUUAUUUGGACACUUUUUUUCAAAAGAAAUAUCAGGACCUUGAUGUAACUUUCCUUCUAAUAAACUUUCUCCUUUUCUCUAGAUCUUCAUUCAGUUUAUUUAUUUUCUUGUGAUUACUAAGUUGAAAUUUCGUUGGUAUUAAUGCACUGCUUACUACCACUACAUCAAUUGCACUGACCGGCCGGAAAUACAGCCUCGAAGGACCAAAUAGUGUAUUUGUGUCGAUUUAGUGAUGAUGUCUUGUAGCUGGUGAAUGUUUCUUUUUUGAAAUUUUUUGAUGAUUCUUCACUGAAACGCUCACAAAUUUUGCUAUUUUUUUUUCUGGCAAAUCUGAUGUUUUAAGAUGUCUGUAAUUGAUACAUAAAAAAAUACGUUUCGGGUGAAAGGUGACUUCGGAUUUUUCUAGUUUAAUUGUAUGAUCGAGUUAUUUUUUGUGAAUAUAUACAUUUAAAAUAAUAAUAAUAAUAAUAAAGAUUCAUCAUAUAUUGUUCAGACAUUGUCUCAAUUUUGUAUACUAUUUCUGAUUUUGAUAUUUCUAGUAGUGUUUUUAUAGUAAAAAUAAAACUUUUUGAUAUUUUUAUAUGAAAAAGAAGAAUAUUUCGAAGACGGUUUCCAAAUACCAUAUUUUCAUUUAUAUUUUACAUUCCAGUGCAGAAUUUUCGGAAAAAUUUUGGUCUAAGAACUUACUGAGCUCUCUGCUGACAUGAAUACAUACAAUUUUUUGUUAAUAUUGACUUUUUUUUUCUAUUCUUACAUCUAAUUUUUUUCGUAUAUCCGACUGUCGCCACCUCCAUCACUCUCUUCUCUCUCCUUGAUCGUCCCCCAUUUUUUCAUUUCACUGAUAUUCAGUCCUUUUCCAAAAUCAUCUGUUAUUCUUUCAUUUUAAUCAGAUAUUGAUUGGUUCAUAUCCAUUUCCGUAUAAUUUCUUUAUUUUCCCAAUUCCAUGUACAUAAUUUUGAUCACAUGUAGCUUCUUCUUCUGAGAAAUCUUGAAAUCCAAUUCCGUAUCUACCCGGUUUACAAUCAUAUAUAAAAACGCGCUAAUCUAGCGUUUUCGAGGUAGCGGGAUCCAUUCAUCUAGAUAUCUGAAAUAGUACUUCCGGUUUUAUUAAUAAUUUGAUCGGUUUUGAACUUGAUUUAUGAUUACAUCGGAAUCGGAAAUUCCUUUUAAUUAUAAAGAAAUAUCGUAUUUCAUAGAAAAAUAUCUUUUCUCAAAUUGUAGCCCAAUUAAGAUAACCUAACCUAACUUUACCAGAAAAGGGAACCCAAUUCGAAUUUAAAUAGAAAUUUAAUAAAUAAAAAAGUGGAAAAUAAUUUUUUUCUUUCUGACUGUACGUCUUUUCCCUCAGCAGGGAUCUAAAAAUGAGUGCCUCAAAAUUAUAACUUUGUUUAAUUCAUAAAUCCAGCUCAAAAAGUCAGUCAACUAAUCCAGAUAUUGGUAAAGUAAAAAUCUGGGACCUCAAUAAAUGGAUUCUACCAACAUGAAAACGCUACACUAACGUUUUUUUAUUAUGAUUUUGACUUUCUUCUAACUUUACGUCUUCCUUAUUUGCAGAGAAAAAUGGACCCUCAAAAUAACUAUUUACGUUUAAUUGAUAUAUCCAGUUCAAAAAGUCAUUCAAUCAAUCCAGUUAUUAGCGAAACCGUAAUCUAUGACCUCGAUAUAUAGAUUCUACCUUCACGAAAACGCUAAAUUAACAUUUUUCUUAAUAUGAUAUUGACUUUUUUCUCACUGUACGUCUGUUCCUUCUGCAUUUCGAAAUGAGCCCCCCAAAAAAUAUAUUUUCAUUUAAAUCAGUCCAUCGUAAUCCGAGACUCGAUAAAUGGUUUCUACCAUCACGAAAACGCUAAACUAACGUUUUAUUAUCUCCUAGACGGACAGAUACGGAAAUAUAGCCAUAUCUUAUAAAUAGGGGUGAGAAUGUGCCCUAUGAAGAUCUGAAGUAAAAUCUAGUCUUGUUUUUUUUUUAUUUUAAUCUACACCAACAGUUAAAAUUACACUAGUUUUUAUUUUUGUGUACAUAAAAAAUGGUUUAUUGGUUCUUCUUUGAUUAAUAAAUUGAAAUUCAUACAAAUUUUUAUGAUAGAUAUAUUACCACUACAACAACAUUCACAUUUACAAUUCCUGGUCCUUCGAGCCGGAGUAUACCCAUUUUUAUUGAAAUUCAUAUAUAACCGUAUCGAUUUGAAAUUUUUCUAUCUAUUCAUUCGAUUAUAAAAUCGAUUUAAAAAUGAUAUGAACUGGUCACAUAAGUUAGUGAUAUUUUCUAGUAGGGAAGUUUAUACAAUUGAAAAUAUUUACUAGGUUUUAGUGUAGUUCAAUUUUAGGGAAUGUAUUAUAUGAGAAAAUAAUUUCACUAAAAUAUAUUAUUAUACAAAAAUGAGACAGUGUGCAUUGGCCCUAACAUUACUUUUGAUUAUCUCGAUGGUAGACAUAUUGAGUACUUUAUUUAAAGAAAAAAAUUCAAAAAGUUGGUACCAUCUAGUUUAAUAGCACGAAUAUUCAUUGGGAAAAUUUUUUUAUAGUUAAAUUUAGAAGUUUUUUUACAAUUUCCAGAAAGUGGGGUAUCAAAAAAUCUAUAAAAAAUACUUAGAUGUAAAGAAUUUUUAAUAAAAAACUAAUUUACUGUAUACGAUUUCAACCAUGGUUUUACUAUCUCCAAUUUAAUGAUUUCGUAAGUACUUUUCUAAACACGAACAGUUAUUGUACACAAAGAAAAAUGAUCUAAGAACACUGGGACGUUCUAAAAAACAAAUUAAAACUACAGAAUUUUUUUGUGGCGGCUGCCGUUUACCGGUACUGGUUUGGUACAUUGUAUGCAAACCCUUGGCGAUCAUCAUUAGGGGAAUCUUUAUCAAACCAGGUUAUUAAUAAGUUUGUCUUCUUCCUAGUCCUCUCUCCAAAUAUUUUGCCUUGCAUGAUGGCUUGUAGUAAUGUAUAUCUGGAGGAUUGUCAUUACUUCUGUGGACUUCUCCAUUUGUUACCCGGAUGGCCCAAGUGAUAUGUCUAUAAAUCCACAUUUUGAAUGAUUCUAAUUUUUUGCUCAUACCUCAAAGACUCGACUCUAUAAAACAAGACACAGAAAACUUUUAUUUUAAGAGAUUGUGACUCUUGAAGCGACACUCUUUUCUUUAAAAGUUAAUUUGCCCUUAUUUCCUAGUCUUCUCUCAUUGUUUCCUUUUUUUUGUUUGUUCUCCUUCGAUUCUAAGGUCUGCGGAUUGCUUCCAGUGGAUGUUUCCAACUAUUCUAAGGUCUUUAGUGUUAAUUCUUCUUUUUUCAAGUAUCUAAGUAGAAAGUUAGUUGUCCAAAACUUGAAGCAGCUUCUUUUUGAAACUAUUAUCGAGGUUAAGUUCUCGUGGAAGUGGGAUUCAGGUCACUGUUUCCAAAGCUGUACCAGGAUAAAAACUUGUUGUUUGAAAUCUGUACUUUUAUUUGAAAAAAUAUUCUUUAGAUGCAAUUUUACCAAACCGGUAACAGAUUUAGAUAAAUAUCUUAGUUCUAAAUCUCAAAUAACGCUGUUUCUUCAGUUUAGUAUUGAAUACAGAAUGUCUAGAAACUUUCUGGGUAGACGUAAAGUACUAUUAGAUGUUAAUUUAUGUCUCUCUAAUCUAAUUUACAUUUUUUCGAAAUGUUUGUCCUAAGGAUUUUUGAAAAUGGUACUGUCAAGUCAGUUUUCAAACAUAUCUCAAUGACAAUGUAAAAAUAUACAAAGGCUACAGUUUUCAAAGGAUUCUAAAGGAUAGCUUCUCCAUAGAAAUGAAUUGAUUUGUAUUUGGCAAAAUACAAAUAUUUUAAAAAUAAACUCGAUAGGUGCCUACUUUUUCAUUUAAUUCACAAGCAAAGAAAGUUUUUUAACCAUCGAGAAUGUAGUGGCCCACGAAUAUUUUUUUUUGUAAUAUAUCAAAUGUGAUCUACGCCUCUUGUGAAAAUAGUUUCUUGGGGUUAAUUUAUUUAUAUGAAAUUACAUAAUUUUAAAUAAUAUAUUCAAUGUAUAAAUAGUACAUUUCUACCCAUUUUUUUUAAGGUCUGGAGAUGUUUUAAUUAUCAAUUAAUGACCUAUUGCAGAGUUUGUCAAAAAGUCGUAGAGAAACUCCCUUCAAGAUAAAAUAAAACUUAAACGGAGUUCAAAAGUGAAUAUUUCGAAUCUUUUUUAUUUUUUUUUUUUUCAUUACUUUUGUCUACUUUUUGACUUGCACUGUGUUUAUUACAGCCCCUUAUACAAUCCGAGAAAUUCAAAUCAGUUUAAAGGGUGAUUUUGUUGAGUUUCUCGAGGUUGGUGCAAGUUUUCUAUUUUUUUUUUCGAAAUACGUAUUUUACAUUGAGCUUUGCUCACGUAUUUCGAUAUUUAAAUAAAUUAUAUGUAAAUAUUGUAAUGGGCCGUGUUGAAUUUAAAUAAAAAGAAAAAUGAA
Messenger RNA from Diorhabda carinulata, 10508 nucleotides. RefSeq names its product calcium-transporting ATPase sarcoplasmic/endoplasmic reticulum type (gene SERCA). The record is from RefSeq and is a predicted model, not a curated record. Bases 498 to 3557 code for a protein of 1019 amino acids. Gene Ontology annotation, molecular function: P-type calcium transporter activity; ATP binding; ATP hydrolysis activity. Gene Ontology annotation, cellular component: membrane. Lineage: Eukaryota; Metazoa; Arthropoda; Insecta; Coleoptera; Chrysomelidae. Gene Ontology annotation, biological process: calcium ion transmembrane transport; intracellular calcium ion homeostasis. The transcript has 11 exons.